Molecule: messenger RNA, 1102 nt
Organism: Dioscorea cayenensis subsp. rotundata (Guinea yam)
Lineage: Eukaryota; Viridiplantae; Streptophyta; Magnoliopsida; Dioscoreales; Dioscoreaceae
Product: protein ELC
Exons: 1
Coding region: 27-962 (311 amino acids)
Biological process (GO): protein transport; endosome to lysosome transport; protein modification process
Cellular component (GO): ESCRT I complex
Molecular function (GO): ubiquitin binding
Source: RefSeq, a predicted model, not a curated record
UGGUGUCAGUGCAAUCAUCUUCUUCCAUGGAAUUCAUAGACUCCACAUUCUCAGACACAGGCAUGGGAUCUUUGUCCUACAAACAUCUGGAGCUCAAAUGGCUCAUUCGUGAACACCUCUUUUCACUCUUUUAUGACUUCCCUUCAUUCAUCCCUUCAGCAGAAAAUUAUAUUCAUAACGACGGCACUGUUGUUCACCUUCUAAACGUCAGCGGUUAUCUUACAGUGCCUCCAUCGAAGCUGCCAAUACUAAUGACCAUAUGGUUAAAAGAAGACUAUCCUUUCACUGCCCCUCUGGUCUAUAUUUCGUCUCACUCUGAAGCCAAGAUACAUCAUCAACAUCCUUUUAUUGAUCCGUCUUCUUGUUCUACUCAUUGCCCUUAUCUGGAAACAUGGAAGUACCCUAGAUCAAAUUUAUCCGACCUAACACGUGAAAUUGUCGAGGUCCUUAAGAUAUGUACCCCAUACCCAGAUUUUGUUGAUGAAUCUUUAGAAAUGAUCACGACAAACAGGAAGGAUAUUGAGCUCCAGCUUGCUAGGCAAGUCCAUCAUGAUAAGGGAUGUUUCAGAGCUCAAGUAGAGGAAGACAUAGAGCACUUGCUAGGCUUGCAAGGCAUGCUCCUUGAAAGAGCUGACAGAUUAAAUUUUUUCAUACACGAGCUUGAGAAAGAGAGGAUGAGUCUAAGAGAUGCUGUGCUUAACAUGGCCUUAGAUGUUGUAGUCAUCUUGGAAUGGUUGAGAGCUAACGAUGAUAUAGAGGAAGUGGUGGAUGUUGUUGAUGAGGCAUCAAAGUGUUUGAUUGAGAGUGAGGCAGUCGACAGAGCUAUAGACGAUGUCAUGGAAGCCAUUUGGAAGGAAGUUGACGAGGGAAGGAUAAAGUUUAGAGAAUAUCUUAAGCAAAUUAGAAAUUUGGCAAGAGAGCAGUUCUUCCACAGAGCUUUGAUCAUUGAACUAGGAACUUGAUGAUGUGUGCUUCUUUUGUUGAAUAUGUUAUGUUCUGUGUUUGAAUGUUUUUACCGCAUUAUCUAUAAACUUAGUAGUUUUAUGUAAAUAGUGAACGAUUUGUAAAAUGCUAUUAAAUGAACUCUGCUGGUUAGAGAGAC